AUGCUGACCGAAUUCGACGAAACAUGUGGAUGCAUCGGUCUUCAGCUGAAUCUACAAAAGACGAUGUUCAUGCGGAACGGAUGGGUCUCGGAUGCCCCAUUCACGCUCAACGGAACGAACAUAUCCGAAUGCACCAGCUACGUUUAUCUGGGUCGGGAACUGAACAUGAUGAAUGACCUGACCCCCGAGCUGGGCAGCAGGAGACGAGCGGCAUGGGGAGCGUAUAAGAGACCAGGAACACCCGGCUCCGUGCUCACCUUUUCAACACCACCGUACUUCCUGCUUUGA
Molecule: messenger RNA, 288 nt
Organism: Necator americanus (New World hookworm)
Lineage: Eukaryota; Metazoa; Nematoda; Chromadorea; Rhabditida; Ancylostomatidae
Exons: 1
Coding region: 1-288 (95 amino acids)
Source: RefSeq, a predicted model, not a curated record